AUGGAAGAGGCGGGGCUGAAGACUGCAACGGAGGAGGCAAGAGCAGAGACCGCGAUGGAGGAGGCGGGAGGCGUCGCCGAGGCUCGGGCUGGGUUUACCGUGCUAGGACAGCAUGACACUAUGCUUUAUAUCAGUGAUAUCAGCAAAUCAGAUUCUGGAACCUACACCUGCAGUUUUACAUAUAUGUAUAAUGGAAAGCCGUACAAUGCUACCCGGAAUAUACCGGUUAGAGUGUCAGAACCUAACAGAAUGGAUCCUAUAGUUUUUUCGGUUGUUGUCUUGGGAGCUUUAAGUUGCUUAUUACUCUUGUUAUAUACACGUUACAAAAUUGAUCUUGUGCUACUAUGCCGAGACAUUUUCAAGAAAUAUCAUUACAGAAAUGAUGGCAAAGAAUACGAUGCUUAUGUGAUCUACCCAAGCACUUGCUAUGAAAACUCCACGGAUAACUCUGCAGAUUAUUUUGUAAAUACCAUUUUACCUAAAGUGCUGGAAAAUAAAUGUGGAUUUCGGCUUUUUGUCCCUGGGAGAAACGCAGUGCCUGGUGAAGUCAAUAUUAGAGAUAUUUACAAAUUGGUUUCAAAUUAUUACUUCAUAGAUGUCAGCAGUUCAUCAGCAAUCAACAUAGAGAAGAGCAGAAGGCUUAUUAUUGUUCUUAAUGCCGAAACAAGAAGUAUGGAUUCGCUGUAUGAUCAACAAAUUGGACUCUACAGUGCCCUAAUAUACAGUAGUUUAAAGGUGAUCAUAAUCACACUGGGCAAAAUGAAUGAGAACACAGAAAUGCAAGACUCUCUUAUGUACAUCAUGAAUCAAAAAGGGAGCAUCCAAUGGGAUGACAAAUCAAAUGAUACUUUGUCACCAAAUAGUCAAUUUUGGAAGCGUGUGAGAUAUCAAAUGCCUGUAAGUAUGAUCAACAAAUUGGACUCCACAGUGCCCUAA
Messenger RNA from Nanorana parkeri, 936 nucleotides. RefSeq names its product interleukin-1 receptor-like 1. The transcript has 5 exons. Gene Ontology annotation, biological process: signal transduction. Bases 1 to 936 code for a protein of 311 amino acids. Lineage: Eukaryota; Metazoa; Chordata; Amphibia; Anura; Dicroglossidae. The record is from RefSeq and is a predicted model, not a curated record.